Molecule: messenger RNA, 1563 nt
Organism: Candida tropicalis MYA-3404
Lineage: Eukaryota; Fungi; Ascomycota; Pichiomycetes; Serinales; Debaryomycetaceae
Gene: AGP3
Product: Agp3p
Exons: 1
Coding region: 1-1563 (520 amino acids)
Biological process (GO): amino acid transmembrane transport
Cellular component (GO): membrane
Molecular function (GO): amino acid transmembrane transporter activity
Source: RefSeq, a predicted model, not a curated record
AUGGUUGAUUCAUCAAAACUGUUAGAAUGGGUAGAAUCAGCAUCUGCUUCUGCAAAUCUUGACGAAAAAGAAUCUAUAUCAUAUGACACAACUACUGGAUUAAAACAUAGUCUUAAGGACCGUCAUCUAAGUUUAAUUGCAUUGGCAGGUAUAAUUGGUCCAGGUUUGGCCGUUGGUGCUGGGCUUGCUUUGAAAUCAGGACCCGCGGCUUUACUUCUUGGUUUUGGAGUGGUUGGUAUCUUGGCCUUUUGUAUGAUGCAAAGUCUUGGUGAACUAGUAACCAUGUACCCAACAGGUGGUACAUUUUCGACAUUAGGUGCUAAAUUUGUUGAUUAUGCAUGGGGGAGCGCCGUUGGAUGGAAUUACGUCAUUAUUUGGGUUGCUGUUUUAGCAAAUGAAUAUAAUUCAACUGCAUCUAUUCUUCAGUUUUGGGGCCCACAAGUUCCUUUAUAUGGAUAUAUCUUGAUGUUAUGGGCAUUUUUCACUGCAUUCCAGUUCUUGGGUGUAGGUGUUUGGGGUGAGUUUGAAUUCUGGUUAGCACUCACCAAAAUUCUUGGAUUCGUGGCAUUUUAUAUUUUCUCCAUUGUAUAUGUUUCUGGUGGAAUUAGUGGGACACCUGCUUUUGGGUUUCAUUAUUGGAAUGAUCCGGGAGCAUUUGCUAGCUCGAAUGGGUUCAAGUCAUUUGUUGAAACUUUAACAUUUGCAAGUACUUUUUACUCUGGAUGUGAAGUGACUGCUCUUGCUGCAUCAGAAUCUAAAAAUCCACUGAAAGCCAUGCCAACAGCUAUUCGCCAGACUUUUUGGAGAAUUUUAAUUGUUUAUAUUGGUGCUGCAAUUGCUUAUGGUAUGACAGUCCCAUACAAUGACGAAGCUUUGUCUAGUGGUAGCAAAACCUUAAAGUCACCAAUGACUAUUGCAAUUCAAAGAGCUGGUUGGGAAGGUGGUGCUCAUUUAAUCAAUGCUUUUAUUAUUGUCAUUUGUAUUUCUGCCAUUAGUUCAUCGAUUUACACUGGAUCUAGAGCUAUUGUGAAUUUGGCUCAUGAAGGUGCUGCUCCGCGUUUCUUCAAGAGGGUCAACAAGCAAGGGGUUCCAUAUCCUGCGGUGAUAUUGACAAGUACUUUGGGAUUGAUUUCGAUGAUGAAUCAAAGUACAGGUGCAGCUAAUGCAUAUCAAUACAUUGUCAAUCUUUCUGGUGUUGCUGUUUUUAUUGUUUGGGGUAACAUUAUGUUUUAUCAUUUGCGAUUCAGAAGAGCAUUAAAGGUACAAGGACGUUCUUUAGAUGAAUUGCCUUAUAAAGGGUUGUGGUAUCCAUAUUUACCAAUCCUUGGAUUGGUUUUAAACAUUCUUUUGGCAUUGAUUCAAGGUUGGUCCUAUUUCAAACCAUUCGAUGCUGGAAACUGGGUAGAUGCUUAUAUAUUAUUGCCAUUCUUUGGUGUUUUAUUUCUCUGGUUCAAGUUUUGGAAUAAAACCACAUGGGUCAAAUUGAGUGAGGUUGAUUUAGACAAAGGUAGAAGAGAAGAUGUAGAGAAAGACCAAAAAGGUUCCAGCAAAUGGAUUAUAUAA